CGAAGAAGUGAGUAUCUGUGAUAAUAAACACACAUAAAAUGAUGAUCGCCUACAGAACUUUUAGUGCCUUGGCUGGUGCAGUCAGCAAACCAUAUUGUAUCAACAGAUUAACAAAUUUCUCAACUGCAAUAAGUAAACGUGAGUUAAAACGGCGACUAAAAGCCGAACAGAAACUCAAGGAGAAAGCUGAAAAAGCCGCAGCACAACCAGCUAGUACGGCGGAGAAGAAGACUGCUAAGGUAGCAGAGGAGGAAAUCAGUCCGAAUGAGUAUUAUAAAUUACGAACUGCCGCAGUAGCAGCUCUCAAAAAUGGGCCCAAGGAAGACCAUCCUUACCCUCACAAAUUCAAAGUUACGAUCUCGCUGGAAGAAUUCAUCGAAAAGUACAAUAAUUUAAAUAGUGGAGAUACUCUGGAAAAUGUGACAUUAUCUGUGGCUGGUAGGGUGCACUCUAUCAGAGAAUCUGGAGCUAAGCUCAUAUUUUAUGAUCUGAGAGCUGAAGGUGUCAAAAUUCAGGUGAUGGCAAAUGCCAAAAUGUAUAAAUCAGAAGAGCAGUUUGCCACUGAUACUGAUAAGUUAAGGAGAGGAGACAUUAUAGGCUGUGUGGGUCACCCUGGCAAGACCAAGAAGGGAGAGCUCUCCAUCAUACCAAAGACCAUUAAGCUGCUUUCUCCAUGCCUCCACAUGCUCCCUCAUCUUCACUUUGGACUUAAGGAUAAAGAGACUAGGUUUAGGAAGAGAUAUUUAGAUCUCAUUUUGAAUGAUAAGGUAAGGCAAACCUUCUACAUAAGAGCAAGAAUCAUAGCAUAUGUAAGACGUUUCUUGGACAACCUGGGUUUCUUGGAAGUUGAGACACCAAUGAUGAACAUGAUAGCAGGAGGAGCGACAGCUAAGCCUUUUAUAACACAUCACAAUGAGUUGAACAUGGACUUGUAUAUGCGGAUAGCACCGGAGCUCUACCACAAAAUGCUGGUUGUUGGUGGUCUAGACAGAGUCUAUGAAAUUGGCAGACAAUUCAGGAAUGAAGGAAUUGAUCUGACUCAUAACCCUGAAUUCACUACAUGUGAGUUCUAUAUGGCCUAUGCGGAUUACCAUGAUGUCAUGACCAUCACUGAAACAAUGGUAUCUGGAAUGGUGAAAAGUAUUCAUGGUACUUACAAGAUUAAGUACCACCCAGAUGGGCCUGAAGGUGAAGAGGUUGAAAUUGACUUCACUCCUCCAUUUGCAAGAAUGCCUAUGAUUGCUUCCUUGGAGAAAGCACUGAACAUCAAACUACCUCCUAGUGACAAGCUGGACACACCUGAAGCCAAUGCUCUUCUCAGCAAACUAUGUGAAAAAUAUGAGGUUGAAUGUCCACCCCCACGAACAACAGCCAGGCUUCUUGAUAAGUUGGUGGGAGAGUUCCUUGAAGAGAAAUGUAUUAACCCAACAUUUAUCACUGAUCACCCACAACUGAUGAGCCCCCUAGCUAAGUAUCACAGAGAUACCCCUGGGCUGACAGAGAGGUUUGAACUCUUUGUUAUGAAGAAAGAAGUCUGUAAUGCUUACACAGAGUUGAAUGACCCUGCUACUCAGAGGGAGAGAUUUGAGGAGCAAGCUAAGAACAGAGCAGCUGGUGAUGAUGAGACCCCACCAACUGAUGAAGCAUUCUGCACUGCUCUUGAGUAUGGUCUACCACCAACUGGUGGGUGGGGUAUGGGCAUUGAUCGCCUCACCAUGUUCCUCACAGACUCUAACAAUAUUAAGGAGGUGCUGCUGUUCCCAGCAAUGAAACCUGAUGAUCCCAACAAGCAUAAUACUGAAGAGGAAAGUGCAGGAAAUCCCCCUGUACAAAAUGGUGCAUAACCAGUACAUCAACUAACAUUGUGUGAAUCCCCCUGUUCUAGAUGACUUCUAUUGUAUUCUACUAACUCAUUUGUUUGAUGAAUAAAUUAUUUACAUUUCCUGAAAAAA
Messenger RNA from Pectinophora gossypiella (pink bollworm), 1952 nucleotides. RefSeq names its product lysine--tRNA ligase (gene LysRS). Gene Ontology annotation, cellular component: mitochondrion; cytoplasm; cytosol. Gene Ontology annotation, biological process: lysyl-tRNA aminoacylation. Bases 39 to 1844 code for a protein of 601 amino acids. Gene Ontology annotation, molecular function: lysine-tRNA ligase activity; tRNA binding; ATP binding. NCBI's taxonomy places the organism in Eukaryota, Metazoa, Arthropoda, Insecta, Lepidoptera, Gelechiidae. The record is from RefSeq and is a predicted model, not a curated record. The transcript is spliced from 8 exons.